Molecule: messenger RNA, 1752 nt
Organism: Puccinia graminis f. sp. tritici CRL 75-36-700-3
Lineage: Eukaryota; Fungi; Basidiomycota; Pucciniomycetes; Pucciniales; Pucciniaceae
Exons: 3
Coding region: 1-1752 (583 amino acids)
Source: RefSeq, a predicted model, not a curated record
AUGGCUUACCGGUUCAACUCGAAGAAAGCGGGGUUCUUCGCCUUAUUAACCUACGCCCACCAUAUCAUCCACUCAACUGAGGGAGGUGAAAUACACUCAAUCGACGGAGUUCUAACACCGCCCCAUCGCAUCCCUUGUUUAUGGUCCAACCUCUCAUCCAAAACUUGGAAGAGUGUCGAUGAAGCCAUCAGUAAGAUUGGCCCCGGCGGGGAGGCAGAAGUCAAGUCUUACUCUCACGGCUACAGUACUCUUCGCAUUCUUGGGGAAAGGCCUUGGAAUGACAAAUACGUGUCAUAUCCGGCUACGCAGAUUGAUUCAUAUCGGUUUCCAACUGAUGAAUCGAGGUACCUACCCGGUAAGAUUAUUCUGUUUGACAGUGAGGUCGUCCCAGGCCAUCUGGUUCCGGAGGAACCAGGUGGCCCAGAAACACCUCGGGACCUAGUUCCAAACUCUAUCCAAGCUCCGAGAGCUCAUCAGGCGCCGCCGCGGGUGCCCAAGACUGGUACCUCAGCCUUACGCGCAAAUGCGGAGCCAUUUACACCUGGUCAGGCAAACAGGCAAAAAGUGACAUUACCAGAUAAGAAGACUUAUAGGGAAAUCGUUGCUAGCGGUAUCAUGCCUCAGGAUGAGCCCGCAGGCGAUCGAGAAUCCACCAACCCGAACGAAAUGUCUGGCCAUGCGCUUUCAAAGGGAGUCUCCAGCGCCAUCGGAGAGCAGCCAGUUGCACAGAACUUGCGGAACGUAACUCAGAAUCGCAAGAUGCGCAAGAACUUGCCCAAAGAAGCCUCUGUCGCACAUCCGAUGAACUUCUAUAGGAACCAGCCAAGAAAGCAAAUUGAGCCCGAUCGCAACUUUCUGGCAAAAAAACUCGAUGCGAAAUCACCAGUGGGUCGAAUCUUAAACAGAGCUAGGAAUGAACCUGGAACUGAAUCUAUCACCGAUUCAAGCUCGGUUAAAGAGACCGAUCGAGUCAUGCCCCUCCAAACCUCACGGACAAAAAAGGUCGAUACCAAAUCACCGGCUAUUCAAAUUUUGACCAGAGCUAAGGAUGAGCCCAAGCAAGCUAAAAUCGAAAGCAUCCCUAAUUCAGUGUCGGUUCGAAAGAACGAGGCGUCAAAGGAAGAUGAAAAGCAGGAAGACAUAUCCGAUCAUGCUCGUAACUCUAUUUCCCAAGAAGUUCCCAUUGAUCGUCAGAAGAGCGCCGAUGAUAAAAACCCAAAUAAUCAGCACAUUGAGAGACAUGAGACAAUUUUGACGUCUGCGCUCGACCAAGGUGGGGUUGGCAAGAUAGCAGAGGCAGAAAAAGCUGAUUUCAUGAAUCCAAGAAGUGGUUCAGAAUCUUUGGAGAGGCCAGAGUCUACACUCAAACCGCCGCAAGCUUCCCAAAAGAAUGAUGAAAAAAAGUUAGCUUCUUCCAAUAUGGCCUUGGAUGAUGUUCCAAACGUCUCUGGCAAUGAAGUAAUCCAAGACGAGAAAAAGAUGACGAUGCCGCUUGAAUCUAACAAUAAGAGGGAGCAGAAUUCAUUUGAAGAUAAACCCGGGACUCCAAGUCCAGCUGGAGUAGACCACGAUGAAUCUCUCCCAAGGCAAGCUGUUCCAGAAGCCCCACAAAGUGCCGUUGGAAAUUUAAAUUACAAAAGCGCACUGUUGAAAAAAGUGCUGAUACCCAACAUCGGACAGAAAAAGGAUGAAACUCACCCCAAAUGCUCGCCCUUUGGGCUUGAAAAAACAUCAGAGAUUGAAGCAAAUUGA